AUGAAGGGCAUGCAGGCUAACCGGACGACAAAGCACGAGUCCGAGCUGAUGGACCGAGUAAUGAGUUUGGUUCUCGGAGAUGCCGCACAUGCGCGUUUGCAGAGCACGGAGCCCAACACAUCCAAAGGCUGCUCUUGGCCUGAGUGUGCGGCUUACUGCGUUCCGUGUGCCAAAACCAACAAGUAUUGGACGUGCCUCACCCCAUCAACGGAGUGCCAGGAGAACUCAGAGUGCAUACUGGGAGCAUGUUUUGCAGAGCCAGGAUACUGCUACGCAGAUGCCUACCCGCAAAUUGCUAGAUGCUUCAUGGGAGCCGUCCCUAAGAAGCCCAAAUUUCGCAACAACAUCAUCCUGCGGCUGGGAGCUGCUCCACCUGUGCCAAAGCCGAACGAACCUUCGGCUAGAUGGCGUUCGUGGGCUGCAUCAUGCUGUGUGAUGCCUGGUGUGUUCCUCAUUGCAACCAUCUGGAUAGCUUACAAGACAUGCUGGGUUAUUGAUUUUUCUGCUGGCGAUGAGUGUGAAUGGUUGCCUGAAAGGAGACGUGGAAUAGUGUGCUUAACUGUUGUUUGCAUGCUACUCUUUGCUGUUUUGCAGUUGUUGCGUUUUGUGUCUGUGAAGACGGAGAUUGCAACAAUUGCAGAGCGGUUGGGCCAUCUGGAGAACUCCAUGCAGAGUUUGAGACACUUGUCAGAACAGCUGCUUGCUGCAGAGAGAAGCUACAAUCAGUCAUUGACGAUGGCCCCAAGGGCCUGUGGAAAGGACAACCCGUUGGCAAAAAAACUUGUCGAGAUGCUCGCAGGCACGCUUCAGGUUCAAUUCAACGAGGUGGACGCUAUUCUUCUUCUUGUCAGGGAGUCAUUCUCCACCGCGAGAGUGUUGUUGGACAGAGCCAGGGACUCUGUAAAGGACACUGGCUGGAAGAUCAUAUAUUAUCCUUUCAUCCCAAGCUUUGUCCUGAUUGGCGGAGUCAUCGCCAUCUUGGCUACAGCAUGUUACAUUUGGAAUCAGCCCAAGCUGAUGUACACGCCGCGCAUGCACCUCGCCCUGAAGUCCUUUGCCCCCAUCAUUGUCAUCUUUAUGCUGACCGCCGGGAUUUGCGGCGCUGUUGCUUUCUUUAUUUCUGUGGUAGUCAGUGGGUAUUGUCUUCAAGUGGAUGACAACUUGGUAGAGGCCAUACGCCGACUCGAGUUUUCCGACCUUGUCCACGAGAAAUAUGACAUCGAUAUCGUUCUUCAACAUAUUGGCUCCUACUACAUUUAUGGCACAAAUGUCAACCCUCUGGCAACCCUCGUGGCAAACUUCGAGGCAGCAUUGUACUCAGUGUUGCGAUUCUACUCAUUGAUCCGCUGGAUUGUUGAUGCAGGUGCGCUAACUUGUCCAGGACUAGUGAGAAUCAACCCAGAGCCUCUUGUCCACUCUUUCCUCAAUUCCACCGCGACAGCAUAUGAAUUCUUCCACGCAAAGAACAUCUGGCCGUACUAUCACCAAAUUGUGCACGUCUCCAUCUGCCAGCAUUCUCCCAUGAGCAACAUGCUAUUUGUGCUGAUGGCCAUGCUGGUUGGUUUCGGAUUCUGCCCAGCGAUUGCUAUCGCCAUCAGCAACCACCUGAAACGUAUUGGCUUUGAGCUUCGCAGGAGAGACAGCAAGCUCUUAGAGCUGCGGGAAUCAGGCGAGGAUCUCCGACAAAUUGACGAAUCUGGCAUUGCCAUCGAGCGUCGACUUGACUGCUUGGAUGUGCAGGCGCAGGUCACAGUCCUAGACUCCGUGAUAAGCUCUCGGCCAGCUGCCGUGCAGCAAGAGCUUCGGGAUUUGGGAUGGAAAACGUUGGAGGAAGGCCACCAAGAAGAGGAAGUUGAGGACGAUGACACUGACGAAAGUCAGUGA
This is a messenger RNA of Symbiodinium pilosum, 1884 nucleotides long. The record is from the annotation of a GenBank genome assembly. Lineage: Eukaryota; Dinophyceae; Suessiales; Symbiodiniaceae.